GGAUGAUGUCGCCUCGACGGUCUGGCGGGAUGUUGACGCCCUGCGUGACCGUGUUGAUCGAAAUUGGGUUGUCGUUGUAUGUGUCACGUCUUCAACACGUCGAGGGAUCCCUCGACACAAGAGAGCUUCUGGGUGGUAGGGAUUCGUCGUGUCAAACACGAUGAUGCUCCUAAGGAGGCUGUUGUCGUGUUCGAGACGACCAUCCCAAUGGACGUUGCUGUGUUCGACUUCUUCGACCGGAAUAAGAUUCAAGGUCACAAAGCCGUGACUCGCAAAGAUGAAAAUCAUGAAACCAUGACGGAACCAAAAAGUGUGAUGUCAGGAGUCGCACUGGGACAAUCUUCAAGAUCACUCGGAUGGAUAUCAGUGCGACCAACGAUGUCCGGGGAAACGGACGAGGCCUAUCAGGCCCGGAAGCUGGUUAUGAUUACCGAAGCUAAGCAAUGGUCGGAUGCAGUAGCAGCCGCAACAAAGAAGAAGGCAGAGGACGUCGAAAAGGUACGUCUGUUGGCAAUUGAACAGCAGCGCCAGCAAGACGAGGCAGCAGCAAAGGCUGCCGAUGAAGAACGACUUCAACGCCGCGAGAAGAUAUUCAGCGGAGAGCGAGCUUUGCUCACAUUGGCAGCGGACUGGCGGGCUGAGGCCGGGAAUGACAAUCUGGAAGAGAGUGGAAAUAAGAUCGCUCUCCUUCUUAGCCAUCUCACGGACCUGCUGACCACGUGCAUUGCACAGCAGGAGGACAUUCACAACCUCUACUCUGCGGUUCAGACACACAAUCAGGGGUUUGACAAACGCACUAGCCGCCUCCAGCAGCUGGAACAAACCGUGGCCGCCCCUGUUGCCAGCUCUUCCAACACCUCCGAUCGCCUUGAGGCAUUGGAGCUUGACGUCGGAUCCCUCAAGGACGGCGUGCAGUUACAGCAAACCGCAACGCAACAGUUGGAGCAGCGGAUCUGUACUGCCGCCAACCACUCGAGCUCGAAACCGCGCGAGAUAGCUCCAAACUUCGAUGGGCAGGAGAUCUUCUGCAACUCGACAAAGACAGAUCCGCAAGUUUGGACUCACACUGCAGCUACACUACUCGACUUGCAUACCAAGAUCAGUUGGGAUGAUCUGAAGGCGGCGUGGCAUAAGCGAUCCCAAGUAGAGCCGUCGGAGAUCAAGGCAAUGGACAAGCUGAUGGUCUUCGAACAAGGCACACUGCCGAGUGUUGACUGGAUUGCUGAGUACCAACGCUUGACAUCCGUCUCGGACAUCCAAAUGGGCUUCAAAGCCAUCCAACACUACUUCAUAUCGAGAGCGUGUUCGGCGUUGGGCAAUGCCUUGACUCACGUCGAGGACACCCUAACGACACCGACAUAACUUUUUGACAAGGCCGCGUAGAUUAUUGUCACGAACAAGGAGGCCAAGAAUCUCCGGCGUUCGUUUGCACCAGGCCUGGGCAAAGAUCAACGUUGGCCGAAAGUGGUCAUGGUCGCGACGGCAACGCCAAACGACCAAACUGGCGAGGUCGUGUCUGCCAAUGAAGGGGACAGACUCGC
This is a messenger RNA of Chara braunii, 1541 nucleotides long. The record is from the annotation of a GenBank genome assembly. Lineage: Eukaryota; Viridiplantae; Streptophyta; Charophyceae; Charales; Characeae.